GCCGCUCGGAGCUGCGCGAACAUGGCCGAAGUCGGCGAGGACAGCGGCGCCCGCGCCCUGCUGGCGCUGCGCUCGGCUCCCUGCAGCCCCGUGCUAUGCGCCGCGGCCGCGGCCGCCGCCUUCCCGGCCACCACGUCCCCGCCGCCGCCGCCGGCACAACCUCCACCAGGGCCGCCCGCGCUGCCCGCCGUGCCCGGCCCCGGGCCGGUGCCCUCCACCACCGCCACUGCCACCACCACCGCGCCCGCUCUGGUGGCCGCGGCCGCUGCCUCUGUGCGCCAGAGCCCCGGGCCGGCCCUGGCGCGCCUGGAGGGUCGGGAGUUCGAGUUCCUGAUGCGACAGCCCAGCGUCACCAUCGGCCGCAACUCGUCGCAGGGCUCGGUGGACCUGAGCAUGGGCCUGUCGAGCUUCAUUUCCCGGCGCCACCUGCAGCUCAGCUUCCAGGAGCCUCACUUCUAUCUUCGCUGCCUCGGCAAGAACGGCGUCUUCGUGGACGGGGCCUUCCAGAGGCGCGGAGCGCCCGCCCUGCAGCUACCCCAACAAUGCACCUUCCGGUUCCCGAGCACAGCCAUCAAGAUCCAGUUCACGUCCCUGUACCAUAAAGAGGAGGCCCCAGCAUCGCCCCUGCGGCCACUCUACCCACAGAUCUCCCCACUGAAGAUCCACAUUCCGGAGCCGGAUCUCCGGAGCCUCGUCAGCCCCAUCCCUUCCCCGACCGGCACCAUCAGUGUCCCCAAUUCCUGUCCAGCGAGUCCUCGAGGAGCUGGGUCGUCUAGUUACCGCUUCGUCCAGAAUGUGACCUCUGACCUUCAGCUGGCCGCAGAGUUCGCUGCGAAGGCAGCCUCUGAGCAGCAAGCAGACACGUCUGGUGGGGACAGCCCUAAGGACGAGUCGAAGCCACCGUACUCCUAUGCGCAGCUGAUCGUGCAAGCCAUCUCCUCGGCCCAGGACAGGCAGCUAACACUAAGUGGCAUCUAUGCCCACAUCACCAAACAUUACCCUUACUACAGGACUGCUGACAAGGGCUGGCAGAACUCUAUCCGACACAACCUCUCUCUUAACCGCUACUUCAUCAAAGUCCCUCGGUCACAGGAGGAGCCUGGGAAGGGCUCUUUUUGGCGAAUAGACCCUGCCUCCGAAGCCAAGCUCGUGGAGCAAGCAUUCCGAAAGCGGAGGCAGAGAGGUGUUUCCUGUUUCCGCACCCCCUUCGGGCCUCUGUCCUCACGGAGUGCUCCAGCUUCACCCACCCACCCUGGACUGAUGUCCCCUCGUUCCAGUGGCCUGCAGACCCCAGAGUGCCUGUCUCGGGAGGGCUCCCCCAUUCCACAUGAUCCCGACUUGGGGUCAAAGUUAGCCUCUGUUCCAGAGUAUCGCUAUUCUCAGAGCGCCCCAGGCUCCCCUGUCAGCGCCCAGCCCGUGAUCAUGGCUGUCCCUCCCCGACCUUCCAACUUAGUGGCUAAGCCUGUCGCCUACAUGCCAGCUUCCAUAGUGACCUCACAACAGCCCUCAGGACACGCCAUCCAUGUGGUCCAGCAAGCCCCCACUGUCACCAUGGUGAGGGUGGUCACCACUUCCGCCAACUCAGCCAAUGGGUACAUCCUGGCUAGCCAGAGCUCAACCGGGACCUCCCACGACACAGCAGGCACAGCCGUGUUGGACCUGGGCAACGAGGCUCGAGGUUUGGAAGAAAAGCCCACCAUAGCAUUUGCCACAAUCCCUGCAGCCAGCCGGGUUAUCCAGACGGUCGCCAGCCAGAUGGCCCCAGGAGUCCCUGGACACACAGUCACCAUUCUACAGCCGGCUGCACCGGUGACUCUUGGACAGCACCACCUUCCAGUCCGGGCUGUCACUCAGAAUGGAAAGCAUGCUGUCCCCACGAACAGCUUGACUGGCAAUGCUUAUGCCCUCACCAGCCCCCUGCAGCUCCUGGCAGCCCAGGCGAGUUCAUCCACGCCAGUGGUCAUCACCCGGGUGUGCGAGGUAGGGCCUGAGGAGCCAACAGCAGCCGUCUCAGUGGCAGCUAAUGCCGCACCAACCCCAGCCAUCUCCACUACCACAUCUGCCUCUUCCAGCGGGGAGCCUGAGGUCAAGAGGUCCCGGGUAGAGGAGCCCAGUGGGACAGGCACCACACAGCCCACAGCUAUGGCUGCCAACGCCCCUCAGGGCCCAGGGACCGGUGAGUGAAGUGUCACCUGCAAGAAGGUGGAGUGAAUCUCACGCCACAGGAGCCCUAGUGGCCAGCAGCUGCAUUCAAGGACCGAAUGGAAAAGCUCUUGUGCGGGUGGCCGCCAUGCUCGGACAGUUUCCUUUUUAUCUCCUGUCCUCCCUUGGUUUGAACCAAACAAACACAUAAACACGUUCAGACAACUUGAUUGUAUGAA
Molecule: messenger RNA, 2381 nt
Organism: Grammomys surdaster
Lineage: Eukaryota; Metazoa; Chordata; Mammalia; Rodentia; Muridae
Gene: Foxk1
Product: forkhead box K1
Exons: 9
Coding region: 22-2184 (720 amino acids)
Biological process (GO): regulation of transcription by RNA polymerase II
Molecular function (GO): protein binding; DNA-binding transcription factor activity, RNA polymerase II-specific; RNA polymerase II cis-regulatory region sequence-specific DNA binding
Source: RefSeq, a predicted model, not a curated record